Molecule: messenger RNA, 1569 nt
Organism: Setaria italica (foxtail millet)
Lineage: Eukaryota; Viridiplantae; Streptophyta; Magnoliopsida; Poales; Poaceae
Exons: 5
Coding region: 266-955 (229 amino acids)
Source: RefSeq, a predicted model, not a curated record
AUGGAGGAGGCAUAUAAAACGCGAAGGCCUUCUUCUUCUCCCUCCUCACCUGGCUUCCAGAGAGGAAGAGGAGGGAGGAACACGGGGCACAGGGGCGUCCGGAAUUUCCUCCGAUUCCGUUUACCGCGAAACCUCUGCCUCCAAGAAUCCAUUCCUCUGGUUGAUCUGUAUUCUUCCUGGAGGAGGAGAGAAGCGGAUAAUUACUGGCCCCGAAGGUGAAUUGGAGGGCGUUGAGGCGCGCGCGGUGCUUUCAGCCUGUCGGAAAAUGGAGAAAGAAGGGAGAAACCACUACCACACGCGGGGCUCCUCGCGCGGUGGCGGCGGGGGCACCGCGGCGGAGCGCGACCUGCUGUUACAGUGGGGCAACCGGAAGCGCCUGCGCUGCGUCAAGGUUCAGCGUCGCGACGUCGAGGCCGCCGCCACCGCGGCCGCCGAGAAGGCAGCCAUCGGCCAGCGCCGCGCCGCCGCCGCGGCAGCAGCGGCCGCGCAGCACCACCCAACCGGCCACACCCACCACCGCGUCCUCAGGAACUCGGAAGAGUUUGCAACCAUGAAAUCGCCAGCACAUCAACAACAAAACAAUGGCAUCCACACGGUUGCUUCACCAGACAGGGAACGUCCUGGUAGAGGUAACAACAACGGAGUUCCACAGACCUUUCCAGAUGACAAGAAAGGCUCUUCAUCAGGGAGUGAGGGAUCCAUCUGGCCGAAGUUUGCAAUCACCCUGUCAAACAGGGAAAAGGAAGAGGAUUUUCUGGUUUUCAAAGGAUCCAAGCUGCCUCAAAGACCCAAGAAAAGAGCCAAAGUUAUCCAGAGAACCGUCAAUUUUGUCUGCCCGGGAACGUGGCUAUGUGACUUGACUCUGGAAAGAUAUGAAGUCCGAGAGAAGAAGGUUUCCAAGAAGCGGCCCAGGGGACUGAAAGCUAUGCACGAUAUGGACAGCGACUCGGAAUAAAAAGAGAUCACUGAACCGUGAGAAGGCGAGUAUUAGAAAAGAAAGCCAGGACAGGACCAAACCCAACAGAAGAAAUUGACGUAAAAGCAUUCUGACGGAAUGAUUGUUCACCAUUUCUCGCGAUUGCUACCGGAGAUCAAUCCCUUCCAAAAGAACUUCAGGAAAUCAAGGAUGGCAGAAGUGGCGGACUUUGCAAAGAAGAGCACGGAGGGGCUGCAGGAGCAGGAACUUUACUAGUCUGCUUUUGCUCCUGUGAACAUGAGCUACUAUUCACUUCCCUGUAAAGCAGCAACUCAUUUUCUCAAGCCCCUCAUGUUAAUAACGGCCGAGCGCAUCUUCCCUUGUCAAAUGGCAGAGUGAUCCAGAAGGCAGUCCAGGUGGACGUGUAGUUCGCCCUGUGUCUGACAAUAAUACUGGCCUUCAGUAGCUUUUCUCUGUUUCCCCCUCUUGUGCAUGGUGCUGUAAAGGUUCAGUGUAUAUUCAGUUAGGAGCAUGCAUGGCGCCGUGUCAAGUUGUUGAUCAGGCAACACGAAUGACUGGACCUCGUGUAAUUCAGGACUUGUAAAAUUUUGAAGUUUCAGUAAAUUUUGUCACAGGCUCACAGUUCCACUGUU